Messenger RNA from Penicillium manginii, 1107 nucleotides. Its product is annotated as fungal specific transcription factor domain-containing protein. The record is from RefSeq and is a predicted model, not a curated record. NCBI's taxonomy places the organism in Eukaryota, Fungi, Ascomycota, Eurotiomycetes, Eurotiales, Aspergillaceae. Bases 1 to 1107 code for a protein of 368 amino acids. Gene Ontology annotation, cellular component: nucleus. The transcript has a single exon.
AUGUACCACGUGCCUCUUCCGUCGUCUGAUGAAGAUUUCAUAUUCGGUGUCCGCCCAGAAAAUGAUUUGAAAUAUUUGGAAGUUCUUGAUCUUGAGUUUUCAGACCCCCCAAAAAUCCAAAGACUUGGCAACACAGGAUUCGAAAUCAAUUUUUCGCUGAUUAUCCAGGGUUUCAAUAUCUGGUCUGAAGUUUCUCGAUGGGUCUCUUCUGGUCAAAGAACACAAAGAUCGCCUACCUCGAGGGGGCUCUCCUGGCGAGACGACUCAUUCUGGAGUAGUAGCCUCACGGUGCUUGAGGACUGGCGAGAAGCUCAAUCUUCACGCGUGCAUUUCUCAGCUACCGACUCUCAUUUACCGGCUUUCCUAUCUCGCAGACAUGGUGAGCGGUAUGCCUUCGUGAAUUUGAUAUAUUACUCAACAUCCAUCUUCCUGCACCGCGAGUGUCUGCCUUUAAUUAUGAAUGGCGGUCCUUCCCAGGGGGGGUCUGAUGAGGCUAACACCUCUGCCGAACCAGUCUGCACCAAUUGGUGGGAGACCAGUGCGGAGAAAUUGGCUGAAAGCGCCCUCAACACUAUCCAUCUUAUCAGACAACUUCUUCAUCAUGGGAUAGAUUUACAGGUUCCAUUUACAUGCUAUUGCGUUUUCAAUGCUACAACAGUACUUUAUUACGCCAAGAAAUGGCCCGAGAUCAUACCUGGGGGUCCGAAUGCAGUUGAGCUUUUUGACUGGGGGGUUGAGUGGGUAUCACGGGCAAGUGAAAUUUGGGAGGUCGCACGAGUCUGGCGAACGACCUUGAUGAAGAUUGAUACAUUUCACAUCGGUCCCGGACGCACCAGUACAGCGGCUCUCGGCCCUCAAAGUUCGUCGCAAUCUCGAAACUGGGAAGAGUUGCGUUCUGACCAAAUAUCUCUCCCUAUUGAAGGGAACUCUCCAACGCCACUUGGAUUUGAUGAAAUUCAAUUGCCCCAUCAGCAGUAUUAUGCGACUUCAGAUGGUCUGAGUUCGAUAUGGGACUCUCUGAUAGCCCACCCCGUCCACGCAUUUCCGGCAAUGGAUGGUGGUUUUCUGAACUUUGAUUCGAUUAAUUCCCAUAUCGAUACAAGGUGA